GUGAACUUUGGUCAGUGAUGGUGACAAUUUAGCCUCGUCGGGGACAAUCUGAGAAUUCAGGUACUCAUCGGAUUAGCCCCAGAGGAGGAUUAACAAGCAGUGAGUCAGUCACCAUGUUUAUCGUGUGUAAUAUCUUAUGUUUACGCAAUGAGAUGUGAUAAAUAAUCGGGUGAAGCCAGAGGUAACGGUUUGCAUCGUUCGGGGGAAUUUUAAUCAUGUGGAAACUGAUGAGAGACGUGAGGCUCUAGCCUCUAGCUUUUUGGCUUUGUGGGCUCUUCCCUCUGGAGGGCAUUCAGUCGGAUAUUUUUUCCAAUAAUUUCCAGGGGGUCUGGGGGAGGUUUGGCAGGGGUUACUGAGUUACUCUUGGGUUUGGUUUUAUUAUUUCGUGGUAAACGGUGGGAUGAAGUAAAACAGCUGGAGGAUGAUGAUGGGCGAUCCGUUUCGUGGUAAAGUCGAGCAGUACUCGCCAAAGUCAUCACCGAGGGGUGCACGCUCACCGGUGGUAUCACGACAGGACUCAACGGGAACGUUAAAAACCACCAUUUCACUGGGAAAGAAUCCGUCAAUCGUCCACAGUGGACCCUUCUAUUUGAUGAAGGAACCGCCUGGGGAGAGCGAUUUGACUGGAGCCACCAAUUUGAUGGCCUAUUAUGGCCUUGAGCAUUCGUAUAGCAAAUUCAGUGGGAAGAAACUUAAGGAGCAGUUGUCCUCUUUUCUGCCCAAUCUGCCUGGAAUUAUUGAUACUCCUGGAGAUCAAGACAACAGUUCACUACGUUCUGUAAUUGAGAAACCACCAAUAGUGGGUAAAGAAUUGCUUCCCCUGACAAGUGUUCAAUUAUCAGGCUUUCGUCUUCAUCCUGGACCUUUACCUGAGCAGUAUCGAUACGUGAAUCAAGCGCCCCAGAGAAAACACAAGAACAAACAUAAGAAGCACAAACAUAAACCUGGUGAAGUGCCUGCGGGCCAAGAGGUAGCAGCCACUGACAUCAGCGGUGCUGACACACAUGAGAAAAAACACAAGAAGCAGAAGAGACACGACGAGGAGAAGGAAGCGAGGAAGAAGAGGAAGAAGGAGAAGAAGCGAAAAAAACAGAAACACAGUCCUGAGCAUCCCGGUGGAUUGACACCCUCCCAGCAUUCCAAUUCGUGAUCCAUAAUUUUAACGUCAAAUCGAGAUCACUGGAAUCAACGUGCCGUCAAUGGACUAAUUAUGUUUUAACUGCCUUAUUUUUCCCCCCUCGUAAUUUAUUGGUUGACUGAUCGGUGGAGAAUUGAUAAAUCGUAGCCAAUUGAAGUUUUCCAUUCGAAUUAUUCAUUCAAAAAAAUUUUCAACUGAGAAUCGAAAGGAAAAUUCAAAUUAUUCACGAGAUAAAUAUGUUA
Molecule: messenger RNA, 1380 nt
Organism: Fopius arisanus
Lineage: Eukaryota; Metazoa; Arthropoda; Insecta; Hymenoptera; Braconidae
Gene: MED19
Product: mediator complex subunit 19
Exons: 4
Coding region: 422-1150 (242 amino acids)
Biological process (GO): positive regulation of transcription by RNA polymerase II
Cellular component (GO): mediator complex
Molecular function (GO): transcription coregulator activity; transcription factor binding
Source: RefSeq, a predicted model, not a curated record